Messenger RNA from Odontomachus brunneus, 8229 nucleotides. RefSeq names its product protein lap4 (gene scrib). The transcript is spliced from 35 exons. Gene Ontology annotation, cellular component: postsynaptic density; postsynaptic membrane; adherens junction. Lineage: Eukaryota; Metazoa; Arthropoda; Insecta; Hymenoptera; Formicidae. Gene Ontology annotation, biological process: neurotransmitter receptor transport, endosome to postsynaptic membrane; neurotransmitter receptor transport postsynaptic membrane to endosome. Bases 424 to 6621 code for a protein of 2065 amino acids. The record is from RefSeq and is a predicted model, not a curated record. Gene Ontology annotation, molecular function: protein binding.
UAGUCAGACGGGCCUUUACGUUUCAAGUAAUACAGUUGCGUCCCUCUUGACUCUCUGUCUCUUUCCGUCUUUCGUGUUGGCGUGAUUGCUUCUUCGAUGAAAACGAGCCGAGAUCUACGUGUUCGGUAAGUUCGCGACGCGAUCGGAGCGAUGCGUAGUCUCGUACGUGUCGUGCUCGCUUGUGGUUUAUUCGCGUAGCUUUAGAGCAACGCGAGCAACGUGAUCGGUGGUUCGUCGACGUGAUGACGUCAGAUCUCGAAGCAUAAGCCGAGAACGCGUUUAAAGCCGAGUAGGGCGUGAAAGCGUGUGCGUUCUUUCGUCUCGGCUGGAAGUAUGUGCAAAUAGCACCGCGUGCGUCCGUUUCAUCCGCGGGAUAAUUAUGUUCGGUGCUGUUUCGACGUGAUCGACAGUGAAUAGUGUACCAUGUUUCGCUGCAUUCCGAUUUUUAAGGGAUGUAACAGGCAGGUGGAAUACGUUGACAAGCGUCAUUGCUCUCUGCCGUGCGUCCCUGACGAUAUCUUACGCUACUCCCGGAGCUUAGAGGAGCUGCUGCUGGACGCGAAUCACAUCCGCGAUUUGCCAAAAAAUUUCUUCAGACUUCAGAGACUACGAAAGCUUGGCCUCAGCGACAAUGAAAUAAAUCGUUUGCCGCCGGACAUCCAGAAUUUCGAGAAUCUCGUGGAACUGGAUGUGUCCAGAAAUGAUAUACCGGACAUUCCUGAGAACAUCAAGAACUUACGGGCGCUACAGGUGGCAGACUUCAGUAGUAAUCCUAUUCCAAGGCUUCCAGCAGGAUUCGUACAGCUAAGAAAUUUAACUGUGCUUGGACUUAAUGACAUGUCCCUCACGAACUUGCCACCUGAUUUUGGAAGCUUGGAAGCAUUGCAGUCACUGGAAUUAAGAGAAAAUUUGCUCAAAUCCUUGCCUGAGUCGCUCUCUCAGCUCUUUAAACUCGAGCGGCUGGAUCUUGGUGAUAAUGAAAUUGAGGAAUUGCCUGCACAUAUAGGAAAGUUACCAGCUCUGCAAGAGUUGUGGCUCGAUCACAAUCAAUUACAACACUUACCGCCUGAAAUUGGUGAACUGAAGACGCUGGCGUGCUUAGACGUUUCGGAAAAUCGCCUAGAAGAUCUCCCCGAUGAAAUUGGCGGACUCGAGUCGUUGACGGAUCUGCACUUGUCGCAGAACGUCAUCGAGAAGUUACCUGACGGACUCGGCGAACUCAAAAAGUUAACUAUUCUCAAAGUAGAUCAAAAUAGACUUUCUACUCUAAACCCGAAUAUAGGAAGGUGCGAGAAUUUACAAGAGCUGAUUCUUACAGAGAAUUUUCUUUUAGAGCUACCAAUAUCUAUAGGCAAACUUCACAAUUUAAAUAAUUUGAAUGUUGAUAGAAAUAGCGUGCAAUCUCUACCAAUAGAAAUCGGAAAUCUGAAGAAGUUGGGCGUACUGUCUUUAAGAGACAAUAAAUUACAAUAUCUUCCGACUGAAGUGGGACAAUGUAGCGCACUUCAUGUUUUAGACGUAUCUGGUAACAGGUUACACUAUUUACCAUAUUCCUUAAUUACCUUGAGCUUGAAAGCAGUAUGGUUAAGUGAAAAUCAGGCGCAACCAAUGUUAACGUUCCAAACGGACGUUGAUGAGGAAACGGGACAAGAAGUGCUAACAUGUUUUCUUUUACCACAAUUGGAAUUCCAUCCUGAUGAUUCAGGUAGGCUAGGAAUGCUGGUUGGUAUGAGAAAUGUUCAUGGUGAAACGCGCGAGUUGAGCGAUGACGAAGGUUGGCAAGAAAGAGAAGCAUCAAGGACACAUUCAGUGAAAUUUACUGAUGAGCCACCAGAAGCUGAUAAAGAGACGCCAUUUGUACGCCAAAACACACCACAUCCAAAAGAAUUGAAAGCUAAGGCACAUAAGUUAUUCAGCAAAGGAAAAAGUGAAAGCCGGUCGGCAUCUACGGAUGAUCAGGAUGUUUCUCAAACAUUUGGACUAGAUAAAACUGAAUCGGAAAUACCAAUCAAUUCUGCAGACAUGCCACAGUCUGUUUCUGAGCAAGAGGGACCCGUGGAAUAUAGUACUGUACAAAAUGACCAUAAAGUACCCAUAUCAGAAUCAGAAAAUACUGGUGCUCAGUUUAAUAAAGAGGCAGACACUCCGCACAUUCAGAAUGCUACAGAAUUUAACGCAAAUGCAAGAACUGAAAAUUCUGUCUUAGAAUCAAAAGAUCAGGACGAAGAAGAGUCUGAGAAUGAAGAUAUGCAAAGACACGUAGAGUUCAGUAUUGUAGAAGAUUCAAAUUAUGAUGAAACUUGUGAUUCUAAUAAGCCCAAUAAACUGCAGCGUAGAGACACUCCACAUCACCUAAAAAACAAACGCAUUCAAGCAGUUGACAAAGAGAAAGUAGCUUCCAUUAUCGCACAGGCAUUGAAAAAAGUUGACGCUGAGUCUUCUAUACCUGCACCAAUACAAGUAGAAUCCACGGAAACAUUUGAUACACAUAGUCAAGAUGCAACAUCUGACAUUGAGCCAACGUUGGAAAUACGAGAGGAGCAAUAUGAAAUUCAUAUAGAAAGAACGACAGGUGGUUUAGGUUUGUCAAUUGCUGGUGGUAAAGGAUCGACACCUUUCAAAGGUGAAGAUGAGGGAAUAUUUAUUUCAAAAGUUACCGAAGGUGGGCCUGCAGAUCUGGCUGGUUUAAGGAUAGGGGAUAAAGUAAUAUCCGUAAAUGGAGUAUCGGUAGUAAAUGUAGAUCAUUACGAUGCCGUGGAAGUAUUGAAAGCGUGUGGACGUGUUCUUGUGUUAGUUAUCAUAAGGGAAGUAACAAGGAUAGUUCCACCAUAUGAGGAGACGCCAAUAAGAAAAGAUUCUGUAUCUUCUAGUUUGAGUACAAGUAGAGCACCAAGUGCAACAUCAUACGUUUCGUCCACAGCAUUAUCGCAUACUUUAGAAAAUGGUGAUACAUCUACGUCUCAUGAAAUUGCGAAGACGAGAAAGAUCCCCGAACCUUUAGCAACUAUAAAAACGAACAGUGAACCUAUGGUACCUGUUCUUGUUCAUACAACAUUAAUACGAGAUCAAAAUGGGCUCGGAUUCAGUAUUUCUGGCGGAGAAGGCACAUCUAAGAAUAAUAGCGAUACAAUAACCAUCUCUAGAAUAACAGAUGGCGGAGUUGCCCAAAAAGAUGGCAAGCUAUUAGUUGGAGACAAAGUGAUAUCCAUUAAUGGAGUAGAAAUGAGAGGAGCAAAACACGAGCAAGCAGUGGCUUUACUUACCGGCUUGGAAAGAUUUGUUCGAUUGGUAGUCGAACGGGAAAUACCGCUUUCUCAAGCGAAUCCUGCCAAUGUCGUAACUCCUUCCGAAAAAUCGCCACGUGUUAUAGGUGCACCCAAACCUUAUACAGGGCUGUACAAUGCUAACAGCUAUAUGGCAAACAGACCCGGAUACGGUGGAUACCGUCGCUCCAUAGACGCCGAUAAAGCUUUGUCGCCCAGUCCUACAUCAAAGACGCCGCCGCCACCACCGCCGCCGCCAAUGUUACCCGUAAAAUCCGAUGUUAACGACACGCCCAAGAUGAAUGGCGUAACCGAGUCGGGCAGCGCCUUGAAGAAUGUUUCGCCAAUAUCCCCUAACCCGACAAUUAAUCAAGCAUAUCCGCAGCCUGCUCCGCGACAUAGUGUUUCGCAGAUGACACCUCCCGCACCUACGAACAACGUCGGUUCCGCAGGAACGACUCCCGGCGUAGAAUCCUCACAGAGACCAGCGUCUCCGCAGGAAGACAUACAGGUACCGAAGCCAAUCACCAACGAGGAAUUUCAGGCUAUGAUACCCGCUCAUUUCCUUCGACCCCCAACAUCCUCGCCUUCACCAGACUCCCAUCAGGGCCCUAUUGUGACAGUGACGAUAAAGCAGCCCGAUAAUUUGCCUGGAGACGUUAACUUUCCUCCAGCUCCUACCACCCUUGGUAAAGUUACUGAAACCAUCACAAAGAGCACGCUCACCGAGACCGUCGUAACUCGAGUGACCGACAACCAGUUGGUGCAACCACUUAUUAUCGAGGAUGUUGUCCUUGUGAAAGAAGGCUCUUUGGGCUUCAGUAUCAUAGGAGGGACAGAUCAUUCGUGUACUCCAUUCGGUGCGAAGGAACCUGGAAUUUUUAUAUCUCACGUUGUUCCUGGUGGUAUAGCAGCCAAAUCUGGUAAAUUAAGAAUGGGUGAUAGGAUACUAAAGGUAAAUGGUACUGAUGUGACCAAGGCUACUCAUCAAGAAGCGGUAAUGGAACUUCUAAGACCAGGGGAUCAAAUUGUGCUUACCAUUCAACAUGAUCCGCUUCCAGAGUGUUAUCAGCUGGUCGAAAUAGAGUACAUCCCUGUGACAGAAUUAGUAAUAAUAAAGGAAGCAGGAGAAAAGCUUGGUAUGCACAUUAAAGGAGGACUCAGAGGGCAGAAAGGCAAUCCUCUCGAUCACACCGAUGAGGGUGUUUUUAUAUCGAAAAUUAAUACUGGUGGUGCAGCCAAGAGAGACGGGCGAUUAAGGGUUGGUAUGAGGCUACUAGAGGUCAAUGGCACAUCGUUACUAGGUGCAACUCAUCAAGAAGCCGUAAACAUUCUUCGGUGCUCGGGAAAUACGAUCACAUUAGUUGUAUGUAAAGGUUACGAUAAAAGCGAAGUUGAACCGAUAUUACCGUUAUCCGACGGUAGAGAUUCUAAAGAAGCUAAAGUGCCCCACGAGUUAAGAGAUCCAGCCGCGGAUGGCAAUAAAUCUCUGUCGCAAAGUGUAUCUAGUUUAGACCGUGACGACGAGGAAGCUGCAACACUCAGGCAGGAACAAGAAAUGAAGGCUGAACUUGUUGCUUGGGAGCAAGAAGAACGAGAACGUGCAUUAGUAGAACAAAGAGAAAAAUCCACGCCUGAGAAAGUAUUAGAUGUCGUACGAGCAGCAGAAUCAUUAGUAAGCAAAUCGAACAGUCCUGUCGACAUGGUACCGCCAAAAUCACCUGGGGGUACCAAAGAUCUCAAAACUACCACUAUCGUUAUGAGCAAACACACGUUAGCACCUCAGAAUCCUAAUUCAAGAACGAAUAAGACAGCUGGAACGUCUAAGGACUUUUCUUCGUCAAAGUCAUCCACGCUACCUACUCCUGCUAAAGCAGCGAGUUUCGAACGCUCUACCUCUAUGCAAACCUUACCUUCUCCGACGAAGAAAAAGUCUUUGUCGAAACGCAGUAUCACGUUUGCCGACCUGCCGCCGUCUUUAAAAGAGAGCUCGAACUGCAUUGCUUAUCCGUCCCGUGUUGAAUCUGCGUCGCCUACGAUCGAGCGGCAAAUUCAGUCGUUGCAGGAUACAUUUAUUACUUCCCCUCCGCGAGUUGCGUCCUACGAAAAACCUGCACACGCACGUUUCCGACUUCCUCCGACGCCUUUAACUGCUCCCGAAUGCAGUGGAAAUCUUGAUACUUCGGCUUCCUUUAGCAAACGACAGAUAGCACGUUCUGUUGAUGGCAAGUUUCAGGUUGAGCAAUCUCCAGCUUCAUCUCCAACACCACCACUGACAAAAAUGUCAGUCAGUGAUAAGAAGAAGUUGUUCGAAAGUGCUAUGGAAGAACAUUUAAAGCCGUCCCCUAAACCAGAUAAAAUAUUCACCUUUUUAAGUCAAGACGAGGUAGAGAAAAUGAAACAAGAGGAAGAAAAGAAGAUCGCAACUUUGACGCGAGAUGAACUCAAGUCAUGGGCACAGCUUGACGAAAACGAAGGUCUCGAAGAUUUGGACACAAUGGAUGAUCAGGAUAAUGGCCGACCUAAUAGCCGACUGAGCUCGCGAACUUCGAUCCCUCUUGUCCAGAAUGUUCCCAGCAGUGUGAGGACGGCGAAAGCGGAACGUCGUUUGAAAGAACGAUUAAUACAAGAGGGCCUUAUCUCGGACGAAGACGAGGAGCACCUUUUGAGUCCGGCGGAACAGCGAGCACUUAGAGCGGAGAAGCGCGCCGCUUGGCGACAAGCACGUCUUAAAUCUCUCGAGCAGGAUGCGCUUCAGGCACAAAUGGUGAUCAAAAAGAUGAGUGAAAUAAUGGACACUAAUAAGCACGAAGAUAGGCGUGAUGCGACCGAUGCGAUCGAUACCACGGCUGAUUUUACUCACGAACAAGAGAAACCGGUCGAAUUCGCUACGUUACGGCCGUCUAGCGCGGAUUUUCCUAAGCUCGCUGUGCGCAGUAAAGUGGGUCCCCCUAAAGAGAUACGCGAAUCCGAGAAAGUAGUGGACGAGAAGGUCACUCGGCGUACCGAGGAAUAUCUAGAUGAGGUGACGGGCGAACGUCGUGUACGAACCGUUGAAUACGUCGAGAAGCUCAUUGAGCGUCAGGUGGAGACUUUGAGGGAGAAAAUUAUAUCCCUGGAACUUAGCAACGCGGAGGACGACGUGGAAAGUAUAACCGGCACCGGUGUGAGUGAUGCCGAGAGCGAGAGCGAAGAUAUUGCGGGACACAACGCGACUGUGAGCGGUGUAGAAGAGAAAACAGAUUCUCACAGCACGGCCGACGCGACCGAAGUGGCUUCUGCCAAGGUAAAUGCGAAUAUCACGGUUGCAUCUACGAAGAAAAAGAAACGGAAGCGAUCGAAGAAAGGUCGCCAUUGACAACAGAUGCGCAUUUUAACGAGUAGAUGUAAAGCAUUGAUGUUAAAUAUAUUCGGUAAGAAUCGGCGGAGCUUUUACUACUUUAAUAUCUGGCAAUUACACGAAUCGAUCGUGUAUCGUUCUACUUAGGUAUGCACACAUACACACAUACAUGCAUACAUACACGUAUAGAAAUAAAAUCGUUCAUUUAUAUAAAUAUACAUACACACAUAUGUGUAUAUUUGAGAAUACAAGAAUUGAACGUUUCGAAUAUAUCGGUACGCAUUAUCGUGAUGUAACGACGUACCUGCGUUUUCUUUUUCCUUUUUUUAUAUAUAUAUAAUAUACACAAGUAGCACAUCCUUGAUUCUAUAUAAACUCUACGCGGACGUAUUAUAUAUUUAAUGAAAAAAUAAGAGACAUUUGUAAUAAGACUUUUUGAUCCUUCGGAUACGUUCGGAUACGUUCAACAUCUUUAGAAUUGUGUGUAGCUCUACCAUUUGUAUUAUAUCCUGCAUACAUAUAUGUAUGCAUCGAAUGCAGUUCUAUGAAUCCGAUGUAUGUAAUGAAUUUUAAUGUUAAAUUUUUAAUGUUUAACAUCGUGUUACUGCAUUUCUUCGUACAUCAUUGUCAAUUAUGUUGUUGGAUCGCGUCUUCACUCGGAAUUUUACUAACUUUGAAAUUCAUAGAUAUUUGAUAUUUUAUAAAAAAAUAAAACAAAUUUAAAAAAUAAGUAAAUCAUUAAUAUUUGUGUAAAAAAAUAAUAGCAGGACACGAUAGAUUUAAAUUGCGAGGCGGAUCUUUGAGAAGGUCGCUUACUCUUGAUUCCAAUAUCUUUAUUUUUGGGUAAAUAAUAGCAAAAUAUAGGGCAUCUCCAAGGAUCUAUAUAUUUGUAAUAUUUUGCCAUAUCAUUUUUACACAGUAGCUAGGUAUCUACACACAACAGAAAUAUUAAUGAAGAAAAAGAUGUUAAAGUUAAUAUACCAACGAGGAAUCGUUGAACGUGAUUGCAUUUCUUAUACGCAUGGUGAUCAUGCACUUCCGUUUUUCCGUCUGAAAAUAUAUUUAUAGUAAUUUUAUUAAAAAAAAAAAGAAUACAUUUUAAGACGUGAUAAGAUUAUAUAGUUACAAUGUUAUAUACAUAAGGCUCUUACAACUACGUUUUAUAUAAUGUGUGCAUUAUAACGUCCAUUCUCUUAUACUGCACUUAUUUAUGUCCAUUGCGACAAAAAAAAAGUAUUUUAAAAUUAUUUCUAUAAUUAUUUUGAUAAUAUCUUGUAAAUUACAUUAUAAAUAAUUAGUGAGCAGUGGCGAUGUUUCAAUUGUACAUCUUAAGUUGGUCGGUGGCCCAUCAUAUUAUUUAUAAGUUAUUUUAUUUAUUUGAUUUUUUAAAUAUACGAUUUACGCGAAGAUAUAUUCUAAUCUGCGCAUUCAUUUGUUUUAUUUGAGUAAAAGCAAAUCUAUAUGAUUCAAGAGUAAAAAGAAUGUCAAGUUUUAAUUUUAAUGCGUAUUAUUAACAUCGAGGAGCCACUAUAAAAUCGAGCAAAUAUAAAUUAUCAUAAUUAUAGUUCGGUGGUUUCGAUGUUUAACCAGAAGGUAUUACAUCUGUGAAUGUAGUAUAUUUAAUAU